AUGCAUUGGUAUGGGGGUAGUAUUGCGGAGGCUGUUGCUUUAUCAAAACAAAGAAAUGCAAUUUUCGUCGUUUUUGUUGAAGGUGACAAUGAGCAGUCUACAGAAAUGUCGGCAAUAAUUGAUGAUAGUGCGGUGGUAAAGAGGCUAUCAAAUACUGAAAACUUCCUUGCAAUCAAAUUGAAGAGUGGAUCAAUAAACUAUACACACUUUGCACAAAUAUAUCAAUUUGUUCCUGUGCCUUCGCUAUUCUUCAUCAGUAGAAAUGGGACACCCUUGGAGGUAGUCUGUGCAGGAGUAGAGCCUCAAAAUUUGGCAACAAGGAUAGACAGAAUACUAGAGGAACACAAUAAUGAAAAGUUGUCUUCUGCACGGCCAUCUACUUCGAGCCAAAAUCUAAAGGAGCAAACGGCCAAUCUGCUACAAGCAGAAGCAGCUGCCAACGUCAGUAAUGAGGAACCUCUUGCAGAGCCUGUAAAUGCAACUGCUGAUGUUGAACCUGAGACCUCGUCCGGACCGGCGGCUAAGAUCGCGAAGACCGAGAAGACCGAGUUCCGCGAGGUGACGCGCUCCGGCCAAGAGUACGAGGUGGUCUGCGACGGGGACGUGUGCGUGCGCCGUCCCAAGGAGAAGACCGAAGACCCUGGCCCCAGCACUAGACCUUCGCCCCCUGUCAACCCCGAAGUCACCCCAACUCCUACCCAAGAAGAGAGCACAGCGAAGCCUGACGAGAAAGUGGAGCGUGCAAAAGUAUUAAUAGAUGCCCUUCGGAAGGAAAAAACUGAAAAGGAAAAGGAGCUGGAAAGGCAAAAGGAGUUGGAACGACGCGCAGUCGGCCAGGGCGUAGCCGAGCUGAAGAGGUGGCAAGCGGACCAGGAAUUGAAACAAAUCCAGGAGGAGCGUAAACGAGAGAAGAUGGAGAACAACCUAGCACGUCAGCGCAUUUUGGAGCAAAUCGCGCAGGACCGGGCGGAGAGACGCGCCAGAGACCAGCCCCCUCCCCCUCAGCCGCCGCAAACAUCGCAGCCCCCACCGCCCUCUACUGUCGGUGACGGCGGUUCUCGGGCGCGCGUGCAAUUCAAGAUGGCGGAUGGCAGCGCGCACACGGCGCACUUCGACGUGGACGCGACCCUUCAAGAGCUGCGCCGCUACGUCUCCGCCAAUAUGCAGCUCCAGCAGUCCGAGUUCUCCCUGUGGACGGCGUUCCCGCGCCAGGAGCUGACCGAGAGCGAGUCCACCCUCCGCCAGCUGCACCUGGCGCCCUCCGCCGCCCUGCUGGUGCUGCCGCGGCGCGUCCCCACCACCGUCGCCUCGCCCUCCGCAUUCUCCACAAUCCUGACGUUCCUGACGCAGCUGUUCGCGACGCUCGUGCUGGGCCCCUCGCAACGAGCGUACGCUUGGCUGCGCGCGCACCUGCCCUCCGCGCCGCCCCCCUCCGCCGCAACCCGCCCCCGCCCCCGCGCAGCCCCCCGCCCGCCCCGCGCCCCACCAGGGGCCGCUGCGCCGCCGCGGCAACGUGCACCGGCUCGCCGGCGACCGGAACAGCGACGACGAGAACAACACGUGGAACGGCAACUCCACGCAGCAGAUGUGAACCGCAGCCAACACCGCCGCCGGAGCCCUAAAAGAACGCUCGCAACAGCUGACGUUAACCGCUCGCGGAUUUGUACGGAGGUUGGAGGUGAUGAGGACCGUCUUGUGUGUGAUUUCCCCCCAUUAAGUUUGAGUGUCCAGCUAUAUGCUGACAAUGCAGGUCCAAUCCCAAGCACCUUCCGAAAUAGUGCUUGCGUACGA
This is a messenger RNA of Iphiclides podalirius (scarce swallowtail), 1791 nucleotides long. The record is from the annotation of a GenBank genome assembly. NCBI's taxonomy places the organism in Eukaryota, Metazoa, Arthropoda, Insecta, Lepidoptera, Papilionidae.